AUGGAGUUGACACCUACUGUCAUGGUGGCAGGGCCGCCUACUGCGGAUCCCGCAUCCGAGGGCCUAGAUGCGCUGACGCCGGUCGGGGACCCUGUCGAAAGUGAAGAGGAUGAGUCUAUGUUCGUACUAGACUACAUUGACCUGGCCGGCGAGAACGAGGAGGACGAACCCAUGUCUGUGGAUGACCAAAACGACGGAAACGCCGACGAGAACGAGCACAACGACAAGACCGUGGUCGUGAACGACGCCAAAGCUACGUCUCAACAACCCCAGGACUCUGGAUCGGAAGCGGAAGACCCAUACGAACUAAUAUUUAUCCUGGAGGAGGAGGUACCCGAGGGGGCCCGGAAGCGAAUGCAGGAAAACGCCAAAACGAGAAAGCAGGGGGACGGUCAACGCGUAAAGCGCGAGCGGGAGGAUGAUGAAGAAGACGAAGACGGCAGCGACGAUAUCCAGAUCAUCGAGAAGAGUGAGCUUUCAGCCGAAGCUUUGAGGCGAAUCAAGGAGCCCCGACUUCCGAGCCUGAAAAAAGAGGGCCAGACGAACCAGACAUGGCAUCAGCAACACGACAGAACGCCGGCAGCCAUCGUAAUUGACGACGAUGAGCUGCAAUGGGUCAAGACGUUGCCUCGGACAAGCAUCCCUAGCACGAUCAUCGAGAUCAAAGAGGAGGAUGGUGGCCGCCAGGAAUCGAUGAUCAAAGCGGAAGAAGGCACUAGCUCGUCCGGAGGCAAGGGAAAAGCCAAGGCAGAUGGUACAUUUACCCCGGUCGAUGGUGUUGAGCAGGCGUUAGCCGCAAACUGGGGCGGGAGCAGCGCCAAGACCGUGAUGAUGAGGUACCUCCGCCAGACCAGCAAACUCCUGGAGCUGGAUGCUCGGGAGAAAGAAUCGGGUGCAGUGGAGGUGGAGACGUUCGAGACUCGCGCCAACCUUCGCAAGAAAGUCGCCGAGACUGAAAUCGAGGUCAACCGACUCCUGGCCAAUCGGCAAGAGAAUCCGGAUGAUGAGGGUGAGGAUGAUGGUUCGGACACUGAGAACCCCGACGAUCCUGACUACGUGGAUCAACCCGCCGGGUCCGCGCCAGCUCCCAGAAGGCCACGAGGCAGAGCAAAUGAGGGAAGGCCAGCAACCAGGAAGCCGCAGUUUGUGGCAAGGUCGGCCAAGGAGUGGUGGGCCCGACGGUACGCCAGGUCCGAGGAGAAGGGAAGGAAGGAGACGGAUGUGGUUCCGGAUCUCUUCCACGCGGGCAGCCGCGAGAGCGCAAACGGAGGCAAAAAGGGCAAGCGUGCAGCCGAGCCCACGGAUGCCAGGGACAGGCAGAUGCUGGACAUGCUGAGAGACCAGGACCCAGUCGCGGCCCGCGCCGCACUCGGCGACAUCCCCAUGCCCGGCGCCAUAACCACGACCAAGAAGAACGAGCUCUUCGAUGCCAUGAGGGAGGAGGCGGCCAACAACGCCAAGCCGAAGACGGUCGAGGAGGAGAUGAAGAUCCUGAGGAGGGCCUCGGCAUCCUUUGGGCGCGAGAGGUGCAAGGCAGCGGCCGGCCUCUGGGAGCUCAGGUGGAUGAAGAGCCGCCUCUACCACCACCAGCUCGUGGGGGUGCACUGGAUGCUCGGCAGGGAGUUCUCCCCCUCGGGCCCCCACGGCGGCAUUCUCGCCGACCAGAUGGGCCUGGGCAAGACGGUCGAGAUGCUGGCCGUCAUCACGCACAACCCGGGCAAGCCCACGCUAAUCGUCGUGCCCGCGGCGGCGGUCUCGCAGUGGCAGGAGGAGAUCAGGAAGCACGUCGAAGCGAUGCCCGUGUUUGACGAGCGCAACAACAGAACCAACAGCAAGCCGCUCAGGGUGUUCCAGUACAAGGCGAGGGGGCCCAACAACGACAUCAACCAGUGGAGCGACGCGGACAUCGUCCUCGUCAGCUACCAGGAGGUGGCCAGAGCGUACCCGUCUGAGGAGGCCCUGCGGCGCAUCUCGGGCAUGGGCCUGGAGGGAGACGAAUGGCGCAGGGAGAUGGACAAGCAGCUCGGCCAGCUGUACAAGGUGCAGUUCCACAGGAUCGUGCUGGACGAGGCCCACGCCAUCAAGAACAUCAACUCCCGAACCUCCAAGGCCUGCAUCCAUCUCCCCGGCAAGUAUCGAUGGGCUCUCAGCGGCACGCCCAUCCACAACAGCAUCGAAGAGCUGCUUCCUUACUUCAAGUUCCUCGGCGCCGACUGGGCUCUCAGGGAUAUGGAAAAGUUCUCCAAGAAGUACGGUCGCAAACCAUGGCAGGACAAUCUCAACGCUCGUCUUGUUGCCAUCGUCCCCACGCUGAUGAUCCGCCGGCGCGUCGACGACAAGUUCGUGGGGCAGGAUCUGCUUCGGAUCCCAAAGACGAACCAGCCCGUCAUCAUCAAGGUGGACCUUUCCGUGGAGGAGCGCAUCAUAUACAAGCGGGUGGAGCAUCGGUUCCGGGACAAUAUCAGCAAUAGCAUGAAGACGGAUGCCGAAGACGGCCAGGGCCAUGGGCAGAAGAAGAUGAGGACUUACUUUGCGUACCUGACCCGGCUCCGCCAGCUGGUUGGCCACCCGUUCCAGAUCGAGACGACUAUGCGCGUCGACUUCACCCUCGAGGACAUCAGGCACGUCCGCAUGGAGCUGGCCCAGCUCGGCGGCCAGACGCCCCUGUACAUGCAGAUCCGACGCUGGAUGGACACGGAGGAGGACCGCAAGCGCAGGGAGCAGGAGGAAGAAGUCGGCUUCGGCAGCGGCGGCUUCGGCGGGCUGUUCAACAUGGACAGGCAGCUGUCUCGCAUCGAGAGCGAGAAGCAGCUGGCCGACGUCAUCUGCCGCAUCUGCUACGAGCUGCACGAUGAGGAGACGAGGAUCACCGAGUGCGGCCACGCCUUCUGCUUCGAGUGCAUCCAGAACCUGGUCGAGGACGCCGGGCGCCGGGGCAGGCAGGCAAAGUGCCCCGCCUGCUCGGCCAUCAUCACGAGCCACGUGGUCCUGGGCAAGGAAAUGUCCGGGGCGGGCCUGGGCGGCGAGAUCAACGAGCCGGCGGGCCGCGACGGCGGGCGACGGGGAGACGGCAAGCCGCCGGCCAAGAAGGCGCGCAAGGAAAAUGGACUUCCCGGAAAGGGCUCCGACUUUUACGGCGUCGAGCUGCGGAAUACGACCACCAAGAGCGCCACCUUCCUGAGGAUCGCCGAGAUGAAUGAGAAUGCCGUCCUGCCGGCCAGUGCCAAGACUACGGCGGUCAAGCGCAAGAUCAUCGAGUGGCUGAAACACUACCCCAACGACAAGAUCAUCGUCUUCACACACUGGGUCAACCUGGCGCAGGUCAUCGGCCACAUGCUCAACUCGGAGCGCAUCGGCUUCCUCUACUACUUCGGCGCGCAGUCCAUCUUCGCGCGGCGCAACGCCGUGGCCGAGUUCAGCAAGGACGACACGCCCGUGCGGGUGCUGCUGGCGUCGACAAAGUGCGGCGGCCAGGCCCUCAACCUCACGGCCGCCAACCGCGUCAUCCUCGUGGACCUGUGGUGGAACAGCGCCGUCGAGCAGCAGGCCUUUGGCCGCGUCCACCGCAUCGGCCAGACAAAGGAGACGCACUUCGUCAAGGUGGUGGCCCGCAACACCAUCGACGAGCGCCUGCUCGACAUGCAGAACGAGAAGGACGUCAUCAUCGGCCGCACCAUGCGCGACGGCCAGUCGCUGACCGAGACGGAGAUCCUGCGCCUGUUUGGCGCCGAGGACGACAAUGUCGAGGGCCAGGAGGAGGGGGGCGAGGGUGACGACGAGGCCGGCGGAAGCAGCAGCAACAAGGUAAAGGGAAAAGCAAAGGCCAAGGCCGGGGCAAAGGCCAGGGCGAGAGGGCGGCUGCGGGACGUCUGCGACGACGACAUCGACAGGGGCGAGAUCCUGGCCGAUUCGGACACGGAGCCCGACACCGAGGCCAGGCAGAGGAAGCCGGGCAAGGCAGCACCGAGAUUCCAGCCCUACGGCGAGCGCGACAGUGGCGAGGGCUCCAGCGGGGCCGCGGUCAUGCAUGGUGGCGGCAGCGAUGCCGGCGACGAGGUCGUGGCCGACGCGGUCUGGGACGAGCACGCCGACAUCGAUGACGAGACCAUGCAGAACCUGCUGCUGCAGGCGCAGCUCGCGGGCGACGCGUCCUCGGUGACCGAUCACGGGGAGAAUGAGCCGCUCGAGGAGGAUGAUGAUGAGGAGGACGAGGACGAUGACGAUGACAUGGACGUCGCCCACGGGGAAGAGGCCCGGGGCGCCGCGGCGGGCUCGACGCCUCAUCCCGCCGACGAUACGGCUGCCCCCGCGCCUGCCUGGGUGGAUGCCGACGUGGCCAUGCAGGACCAAGAGUUGCGCCAGCCCGUCGCGAUGGGAGAGGAAGAGGGCGAGAACGCGGCCGAGGACGUUGACAUGGAGCAGGAUUCUGGCCACCAGGUCGAUGGGCACUACGACGAGCAGCAGUACGGCGAGGACGAAAAUUAGAACGUCUACUAACCCGGUCGUCGACUGCUACCUCGUUCAGCAUGUUUGGUUUGUAUGGCGCGUUCCAGCGUCGACUUCUCUUUUAUCUUCACAUCUCGAUUCACAAGACCACCACACUCCACUACUAUCCCUUACUCUUUACACCCCAUUUCAACCGAUAUUGCGCAUGAGCCUACAAGAUUUACCAAAGAUUUCCCCAGUUUCUGUUUCGUUUGCGAGAACCAGUAAAGGCAAGAAAGAGGAGAAUCGUCGCCCAUGGAAAGAGUCCAAAAAAGGAACUCGGGAAAAGCAUCGAGCAAAAGAGCAUGUCAAAAACCAAAAGAGGAGCAGGAAGCAGGAAGCAGGAAGAAAUGCGGAUAUCCCACAUGGAUUCUUCUCAAUUAGGUAGAUAAGCUAUCAUAGGUAGUCCUACAAACCGCGGAGGAACUCAUCAAGCGUGAUGGGCUUGCGCA
Messenger RNA from Gaeumannomyces tritici R3-111a-1, 4937 nucleotides. RefSeq lists its product as hypothetical. The coding region runs from base 1 to 4485 and encodes 1494 amino acids. The record is from RefSeq and is a predicted model, not a curated record. Gene Ontology annotation, molecular function: ATP binding; metal ion binding; ATP-dependent chromatin remodeler activity. The transcript has 4 exons. Lineage: Eukaryota; Fungi; Ascomycota; Sordariomycetes; Magnaporthales; Magnaporthaceae.